AUGGCUUCCAGCAAUAAUGCUAUUGGUGUUGAUAACACAUUCAGAAAGAAAUUCGAUCGAGAAGAAUAUUUGGAACGCGCUCGCGAGCGUGAGAAACAGGAAGCAGAAGGACGAAGUAAAUCCCAAUCAAAAGGCCCUGCAGUGCAGAGGAAACCCCUGAAGCAUAGGGAUUAUGAAGUUGAUCUCGAGUCUCGUCUGGGUAAAACUCAGGUUGUUACUCCAGUGGCACCCUUAAGUCAGCAGGCCGGAUACUAUUGCUCAGUUUGCGAGUGUGUAGUAAAAGAUUCUGCAAACUACUUGGAUCACAUCAAUGGGAAGAAACAUCAAAGAGCUUUAGGUAUGUCCAUGCGAGUGGAACGGGCAUCCCUUAAACAGGUUCAGGAGCGGUUUGAACAAUUGAAAAAGCGAAAACCUCCUGGCAGCUUCUCCGAGCAAGAUCUGGAUGAGCGGAUCAUUAAACAGCAGGAAGAAGAAGAAGAGCGAAAGCGCCAACGAAGGGAAAGAAAGAAAGAGAAGAAGAAGGCUGCAGAAGAGGAACCUGAAAUUGAUCCCGACGUGGCAGCUAUGAUGGGUUUUGGCGGUUUCGGAUCAUCUAAAAAAUGAUCACGUUUGUUUAUGUAACAUUACAUUGUACU
Hibiscus syriacus is the source of this 635-nucleotide messenger RNA. RefSeq names its product zinc finger matrin-type protein 2-like. Gene Ontology annotation, biological process: mRNA splicing, via spliceosome. The transcript has 10 exons. Lineage: Eukaryota; Viridiplantae; Streptophyta; Magnoliopsida; Malvales; Malvaceae. Bases 1 to 603 code for a protein of 200 amino acids. Gene Ontology annotation, molecular function: zinc ion binding; nucleic acid binding. The record is from RefSeq and is a predicted model, not a curated record. Gene Ontology annotation, cellular component: U4/U6 x U5 tri-snRNP complex; spliceosomal complex.